This is a messenger RNA of Oryzias melastigma (Indian medaka), 1804 nucleotides long. It is a transcript of the gene alox5ap, whose product is annotated as arachidonate 5-lipoxygenase-activating protein. Gene Ontology annotation, biological process: leukotriene biosynthetic process. NCBI's taxonomy places the organism in Eukaryota, Metazoa, Chordata, Actinopteri, Beloniformes, Adrianichthyidae. Gene Ontology annotation, molecular function: glutathione transferase activity; leukotriene-C4 synthase activity; enzyme activator activity. The record is from RefSeq and is a predicted model, not a curated record. Bases 723 to 1337 code for a protein of 204 amino acids. The transcript has 5 exons. Gene Ontology annotation, cellular component: membrane; endoplasmic reticulum; nuclear envelope.
CCGCCUGGGUGAAAACCAGGAAUCCUAACCGCUAGACCAUAUGGGACACUGACAAUUCCGCACUACAAUUUUGUAGUAGAUAAUGUAAACAUUAGGAAAUGCGGUUUGUACUUUUGCUAACGUUCUAAAAUUAUGUUUUCGCUCUUUGAGUUACUUCUGAAACCACAGUUCUACGCAUUCAAGAACUGAAAAAAAAGAAAUAAAAAGAUUUUCUAAUCCGUGAAAAAUAUUCUAAAUUAAAAUAUAGUCAGACCUUCAAGCAUAACUAGAAGCGGGAGUCUUAUUUAUUCGCGUUCUUCUUAACAUAAAAACAAUUUAUUUGUAAUGAAAUUAGAACAAAGGAAGUUGCAUUACCACUUUAAGACGCACGCAGGUGCUGUUUGAUCAAAAUGACUGAAUUAACACGACCAAGUAAACAAAGAAAAUUCACUGGGUUUUGAUGCGAUUAAACUUCACACAUUUGAGAGAUUUAACUAUUUUAUUAUUAUUAUUACAAAUACAGAAAGUUUUGUGGAGGUAAAAUUAUUUAUAUUUCAUCCUGUAUGACUUUUUGACACCAAAAUGUCUGAAAGUUCAUCAGUGGAGAAAACAAUUUUUAGAAAAUAGAUUUUCAAAAUAAAAUACCACUUGAAAGCAAAAAGCACACAAACACAGAAGAAUAGGUGCACACCUUGUUUGCAAUGCUGCAAUUUGUCAGAACAUAAUUUACAUAAAGAGGAAGCAUGUGUGUUUGUUGGAUGGGGGGCGUGAGAUGUCAGAUCUUGCAAAUCCAUCAGACUUUAAUAUUGUCCCUUUUGGAUGUGAAAGAGAAGCUUUGUGUCCUGCAGCUCCAUUAUUUAACUGCUCAUUUGGCUUCAACAGCAGUCAUGAACUCCAGCACAGCAGUGGAAAACAUUUACCUCCUGGUGAUUGUAACUCUCAUCAGUGUCCUCCAGAAUGCCUUCUUUGCCCAGAAAGUAGAGCGGGAAUGCAAGAAUGAAAACAACCACACAUCCUCUUUUGAGCGAGUCUCUUGUGCCAACCGCAACUGCAUGGAUGCUUACCCUACUUUCCUGGCAGUCAUGUGGUGCGCUGGGGUUUGUCUCAGUCAAGCUCCUGCGGCGUUUGCUGGAAUCAUCUACCUACUGGUCAGGCAGAAAUACUUCAUUGGAUAUCUGGGACACACUUCUCAAAGCACGCCCGGUUACAUGUUUGGGAAACGCAUCAUUGGCUUCCUGUUCCUGAUGUGCAUCCUGGGAAUCUUUAACUUCCUGCUGUGCCGUUACUAUGGCAGCGACUACAAGGAAUACACGGAGACCAUCACGAACGCCGCGUCUGCCCUUCUGCUCCUCCCUUAGGUCGUCCUGAAACUUACAGUUAACUGAACUUUUGGCAAAACAUUAAAUAUUUAUUGCAAUAAAAUACGAUUUCUUUGCAUAUAAAUGUAUAUUUUAUUCAUAAUUUACAAACGUGAAUUGUUAAAAAAUAAAACAAAAAUGAUGUCAUGUCAUUGAAAAAUUACCAGUAAAGAUGUUUCUGUUUUUUACACAUUAUUUGUCUGUCAUCUUCAUAUCAACCACAAGUUAUUUUUCAGUUCUCGUCGCACAUUGGUGCCUCCAACAAUCAGUAGAUGUGGACUAUAGUCCCAACAGCCGUCCUCCAAGGGAGGGAACUCCUGACGUGUGCAACGAUGGAGAAACUAUUCCACCAAUAGCUCCAAUUCCCAAGAAAAGCUGCUUCGUCAUGUCACCCUUAGCUACAAUAGGAGAUAAACAAAGAUUUGACAUUAACCAGGUGUUUAAGACAAACAUAAAAAAUAAAAAAA